AAAAUAUUUAAAAUGGGUAGUUUGGUAUUGGUUCGCGAACAGACCUGAAUACGUCAUUCUUUCAAGCUUGCCACCCUAAAUUAAGUAGAUUAAAAAAUGCUAAAUAUUCGUUAAAUCGGGUUUAAUUUCGCGUUUUCGUUAUCCUUAUCGCACGCGAAGCGAAAAGGCAAGUUAAUAUCGUUUGAUAUUAAAUUAAAUAGCUGUUUUUCAAUAAAACUGUAUGACCUCGAGCUGUCAUCUGUUUUUAAGUAGUGUCAAAAAAUUAUGUGAUGACUUCGUGAUUUAUUUAAGAAGCUCUUUAUUUAUUGUGAUGUUAAUUGAUACAACGUAAUACCAAUAACCGUUUGAUCCGCUUUUCCCAGUUAAAAUUCUAGUCAAUUACAAUGAGAUUGUAGCUUUACCAAAAAACAAGAUAGAAGUUAGGUUAGAAAAACAAAUAGAAAAUAAAUGCUAAUAAAUUGGACGAAAAGGUGUCGUUUGCGCGGGUGAUGAGUUCCAAUGAGACAGUACCAAUUUUAGUCAACACCAGCGUAACGGAGAACGAGUUGAACUGUGCCUUGUCGAUAGCCUCUUGCAGUGACUCGGAAGAUGUACCUUUAGUUCCCGAGGUAGUUUUCGAACCAGCGUUGGAUUCUCCGGGCAUCAACAGGGAAUCGCAGCCCCUGUUGGGAGGGCUGGAUGUCUCUUACAACCAAUUCCCAGAUGAUCCAUCUUUUAGUGAUUUAGUAUGGCAAGCAGAAGGAGCCAUUGAUGUUGGGAUUUUUCCUGAAAGGAUAUCCCAAGGAUCCAGUGGCUCAUACUUUGUAAAAAACCUUGCUGGAAAAAUAGUAGCUGUGUUUAAACCGAAAGACGAAGAGCCUUACGGUCGCCUGAAUCCGAAAUGGACAAAAUGGAUGCACAAAUUGUGUUGUCCGUGUUGUUUUGGCAGGGCGUGCUUAAUACCGAACCAAGGCUACCUAUCGGAGGCGGCCGCUUAUCUUGUAGACGCCAAACUUAACCUCAACAUCGUGCCCAAGACGAGGGUGGUUAAACUGGUUUCGGAAACUUUCAAUUAUUUAAGGAUAGAUAGGGAAAAAGCACGCGUCAAAAGGGCCAUUAUGGAACAAUUUCCGAAUGUAGGGUUAAGAUUUAAUAGAAUAGGGCUCCCACCAAAGAGCGGUUCAUUCCAAUUGUUCGUGGACGGCUACAAGGACGCCGACUACUGGCUGCGUAGGUUCGAGGUGGAGCCGCUGCCGCCGCAGGUGAUGCACAAGUUUCAGCUGCAGUUCGAGCGCCUGGUGGUGCUCGACUACAUCAUCCGCAACACCGAUCGCGGCAACGACAACUGGCUCAUCAAGUACGACCCGCCGACGAUCGCCAACGGUCACCUCGCCAAUCUCAACUCCAACGCGUCGCAGGUCGAGCUGAUGGACACGACGGAGUGGAGCAUGGUGUCGCUGCCGGAAAUCAGCAUAGCGGCCAUCGAUAACGGGCUCGCGUUUCCUUACAAGCACCCGGACAGCUGGCGGGCCUACCCCUACCACUGGGCCUGGCUGCCGCAGGCGAAAAUCCCCUUCAGCAAGGACACCAGGGACCUGGUGCUGCCCCUGCUGGCGGAUUUACACUUUGUGCAGGAUUUAUGUGAUGAUUUAUAUUUACUAUUUAAACAAGACAAAGGUUUUGAUAGAAAUUUAUUUGAAAGACAGCUAUCAGUAAUGCGGGGCCAAAUUUUAAAUCUCACGCAAGCUUUAAAAGAUGGAAAAUCUCCUGUGCAGUUGGUGCAAAUGCCUGCUGUGGUUGUGGAAAAGUCUCAAGGAAGCCACACAACACGAUUUUUUAAUUUUACCCAACGUUUUCAAGACAAAAGUCCAUUUUUUUCGUGGUGUUAACCAUUUUCUGUACAUACUAUAAGAAUAAUCAGAUCUAAUAUAUUUACGUCAUUCUACUGCAUCUAUUAGGUUUUCUAUAUUAUUUUGUAAUUUUAUUGUAUUAUAUUAAUUUAAUCAUCAAAGAUUAUAUUACAAAAAAAAAAUUAAAACUUUUAUUAU
Molecule: messenger RNA, 2027 nt
Organism: Brassicogethes aeneus
Lineage: Eukaryota; Metazoa; Arthropoda; Insecta; Coleoptera; Nitidulidae
Source: the annotation of a GenBank genome assembly